UGUGUUGUGCAGUGUUGUGGCCGCGCGUGGGGUAUUUUAAAACAUAAAUGAUCAAUACAUUAUCUCGCUAACAAACAAAAUCAAACAGCCACAAUGGACGAGUUAAUUGUGGGCACUUAUGAAGGAUUUUUGCUUGGAUAUGCAUUGAAAUCCGAAAAUGAAGAAAAGAAAUUUAAGCAAACUUUCGCCACCCAUUCGCAUACUGCUUCAGUUCGAUGUGUUUCGGUUGCUGGUCGGUUCCUGGCGUCAGGUGGCACCGAUGAUAAAAUUGUCGUGAUAGACCUGAAGACUCGAAAAGAACAUACAGUACUGAUGAACCACGAUGGAACUGUCAAUGCGGUUGCUUUCACACACGGCGCCACACACCUCGUAAGUGGAAGCGAUGACGGCAGUAUCAUAGUCACAAGAACAGGAAACUGGCAAAUUGAGAAAAUUUGGAAAAAAGCACAUGGAGGUCAACCAGUCACAGCAAUUGCAGUUCAUCCUUCAGACAAAUUAGCUUUAAGUAUUGGUGGUGACAAAACUCUCAGGACAUGGAAUUUGAUCAAAGGGCGUCCAGCAUUUGCUAUUAAUCUUUCUAGCAAAGGAAUUGUAAUGCCUACAGAAAUUAAAUUUUCACCUGGAGGCGACAGGUUUUCUUUAGUUCAUCAGCAAUGUGUUGAUCUUUGGACUUUAAGCAAAGCAGGAGUGGAGAAGCAUAUCAGUUGCAGUUCAAAACCAACAUCAGUGCAGUGGGUUACAGAUGACAGAUUAUUUGUUGGUUUAGAAAAUGGCAACAUAAUAUCCUUGACAGUAUCCGACACAAAGGCUGUAACUUUUCAAGCUCAUAAGCAGAGAGUAAAGAGCUUGCAUUAUGAAAAUAACACUUUGUACUCGGCAUCAAGUUCUGGAGAACUGAAAGUGUGGUUUGAUAAUGAAUCAAACUUAUUAGAAAUUUGUUCAAAUAAUGCAGGAUGCAGGGUUACUUGUGUAACAUUAAAUGAGCAAAGCCAUUUAAUAAAAAAAGAAGACCAAUCAGAUGAUGAGGACGAAAUUAAAAAACAAGAUAACAUUGAUGAAAGUGUUAAAUCCAAUUCAGACUCUGAGGCUGAAAGUGUAACCAUUAAACAAAGCAAAAGAAAACCAGGAGCUUUUGUGAGAAUAUCAUACGAUGAUGAAACAGAAAACACCAAAUCAGAUGAACCACCAUCAAAGAUAUUUAAAAAGAGAAAACGUAAUAAGAAAAAUAAAACAAAAAAAAUAGGUAAUUAAAUAAUGAGAUCAUAAAAUAACUUCCAAGUGUACAUACAUGCGUUAGUUGUGAUGUAAAGAAGAUGAGAUGUUAAAGUGUAUCUUCUAAGUUCUAAAGGAUUAUUUUUUAUUUAUUUAAAUAACGUUUUGAGAAUAGAUACUUAUGAUGUUUGUUACAGACUACAGGAAAUCAUUGUUUUCACAAGUUAACCCAGAAUGCCUAUGUAAUUCACAAUAGUCACAAAGUAGACAGGAAUAGAAAUCAAAUCAAAUUACACAAUAUCAAAAUAAAAUUGAUUGCCUAACAGUUAAAGAGCAAAGUUACUCUCCUGUCUUCAUUCUUUCACCAAUUCAUUACAGCACAUUUUUUUAAAUGUAAAUUGUUUUACUUUGUUACCUGUUGGAUAAAUAAAAUAUUAUCUCCCAAAAGAAAACCAGGAAUUCUUUUAAUAAUGGUCACAAGUUAUUUUAAGCGAAGAGCAUCAGAACACAUUAAUCAUCAUUAGCAUGUUUUUUAAAACGUCAUCAUCAUCUGAUAGCCUGCACAUGCAUCAAGUUACACACAUAAAAAAAAGAAAACUCAAUUUUACACUGCAGAUUAUAUUUUCAUCACCAUCUCAUAAUAUUAUACAUGUUGUUCACACUGAAUAAUAACAGUAAAAAACAAUAUGAUGUAGA
Ostrinia nubilalis (European corn borer) is the source of this 1908-nucleotide messenger RNA. RefSeq names its product p21-activated protein kinase-interacting protein 1-like. The transcript is spliced from 3 exons. Gene Ontology annotation, molecular function: protein binding. The record is from RefSeq and is a predicted model, not a curated record. The coding region runs from base 94 to 1251 and encodes 385 amino acids. Lineage: Eukaryota; Metazoa; Arthropoda; Insecta; Lepidoptera; Crambidae.